GCUCUUACAGCCAACAAAUUUUUUGUUUACACACUUGAGAGGAAACUCAAAGGCUCUCUGGGAAAGAAACCACCAAUGGAAGGAAUCCAAUCCGAAACGCGUAAUACGGUUCCACCCCCCACUUGAGUACGGCGCACAUUUCCACUCCGUGAUUUCGAGUGCUUCUCGCCGGGGAUCUCGGCAGCUAUUUAAAGACAGCCCGGAGCGUCCAACCCAAGCACAUUCGUUGCGCAGCUCUCGAGGCGUAAAGAUCCGUCAAAGAUUUUCCGGAGUGAAAAACAAGUGCAAGAAAAAAUAUUGAAAAAAAUUCAAAAGAAAAGCAGAAACUAAAAUGCUUAAUAUGGAAAGUGCGAGUGUGGGUGGCAGUGCCAUGGCGGGUCUAAGUAAAUCCCUUACAACGCCCUUCUCCAUCAACGACAUCCUGACGCGCAGCAAUCCGGAGGCGCGUCGUGUGUCCAGUUUGGAUUCCGAACCGGAACCAGAGAAAUUUCGAUCCUCCAAUCGAUCCGAGCGUUCCGCCUCGAAAUCACCACCCCUUUGCUGUCGCGAUCUUAGUCUUUACAAGUUCUCCAAUACCAAGGAGAUGCCACCAAAUCCCAGACACCAGCAGCAACAAACCACCAACUAUCUCCAGUAUUAUGCGGCGGCUUUGGAGAACAAUAACAAUAACAUCAACAACAAUAGUAAUCAUCAUCACCAGGCAACCAUCCAGCAACAAAAUCCAACAAACUCCAGUGCCGCAGACUAUAUGCAACGUAAAUUGGCCUAUUUUGGGUCCACCCUUGCUGCUCCUUUGGACAUGAGACGGUGCACCAGCAACGAUUCCGACUGCGAUUCACCGCCGCCUUUGAGCAGUUCUCCCUCCGAGUCACCACUCUCCCAUGAUGGCAAUGGUCUCAGUCGCAAGAAGCGUUCCCGGGCUGCUUUUAGCCAUGCUCAGGUCUUUGAGCUGGAGCGUCGAUUUGCCCAACAACGGUAUCUAUCUGGCCCAGAGCGUAGUGAGAUGGCCAAGAGUUUGCGGCUGACCGAAACGCAGGUGAAGAUCUGGUUCCAGAAUCGUCGCUACAAGACCAAACGCAAGCAGAUCCAGCAACAUGAAGCGGCUCUCCUGGGAGCCAGUAAGAGGGUUCCUGUCCAGGUCCUGGUUCGGGAGGAUGGCAGCACCACCUAUGCUCAUAUGGCUGGUCCUGGGACGGGACAUGGUCUGGAUCCUGCUUUGAUCAACAUCUACCGCCAUCAGUUGCAGUUGGCCUACGGAGGAUUACCGCUGCCCCAGAUGCAGAUGCCGUUCCCGUAUUUCUAUCCGCAACCCAAGGUCCCUCAGCCCAUACCACCGCCCACUCAAUCCUCGAGCUUUGUGACCGCAUCCUCGGCUUCAUCCUCGCCCAUUCCCAUACCGGGUGCAGUGCGUCCUCAGCGAACUCCUUGUCCCAGUCCCAACGAUCAAGGGACGAAGGUGGAGAGCGGUGCCGAGGGAAAUCAUUCGGAGGCGGAGGAUAUGGAUGAAAAUGUGGAAAUUGAUUGAAGGAAAUGUGAAGAAGGAUUUGCCAUAUAACCGAGGCACGUUAUUGUGAUAGCCUUAGAAGUUGUGUUUUAGUUUU
Molecule: messenger RNA, 1601 nt
Organism: Drosophila serrata
Lineage: Eukaryota; Metazoa; Arthropoda; Insecta; Diptera; Drosophilidae
Gene: bap
Product: NK3 homeobox bagpipe
Biological process (GO): regulation of transcription by RNA polymerase II; cell differentiation
Cellular component (GO): nucleus
Molecular function (GO): DNA-binding transcription factor activity, RNA polymerase II-specific; RNA polymerase II cis-regulatory region sequence-specific DNA binding
Source: RefSeq, a predicted model, not a curated record